Molecule: messenger RNA, 728 nt
Organism: Salmo salar (Atlantic salmon)
Lineage: Eukaryota; Metazoa; Chordata; Actinopteri; Salmoniformes; Salmonidae
Product: myosin, light chain 7, regulatory
Molecular function (GO): calcium ion binding
Source: RefSeq, a predicted model, not a curated record
GGCCUAUUAUAAGAGGGCAGAAGAUAACAUGAGCAUACAUAAACCCUACCCAGCAUCACACCUAGUCCUGGGCACAGAGAGCCGCUAUACCACACACAGACAUGGCCAGUAAGAAGGCUGCUAAUAAGAGACAGCGGGGAGCCCAGAAGAGCUGUUCCAAUGUCUUCUCCAUGUUCGAACAGUCUCAGAUACAGGAGUUCAAGGAGGCUUUCGGCUGUAUUGACCAAGACAGAGAUGGUGUGAUCAAAAAACAGGAUCUGAGAGAAACCUAUGGACAGCUAGGGAAGCUGAAUGUUAAGGAUGAGGAACUGGAUGAGAUGUUGAACGAGGGGAAGGGUCCCAUCAACUUUACUGUGUUCCUUACUCUAUUUGGAGAGAAACUCAACGGCACAGACCCUGAGGACACCAUCCUCGCUGCCUUCAAGCUCUUUGACCCAAACGGCACAGGUUUCGUCAACAAGGAUGAGUUUAAACGAUUACUGAUGAACCAGGCUGAUAAAUUCACAGCAGAGGAGGUGGACCAGACGUUCUCUGUGGCUCCAAUUGACGUGGCCGGCAACAUCGACUACAAGUCACUGUGUUACAUCAUCACACACGGAGACGAGAAGGAGGAGUCCUAAAGACCCUCAGCAAAAAACCCUGACCCCCAACCCAUAACCCCUGAUAAGGCAGAACUGGAAUCUCCUCUGUGGUUGUCUUUUGCCAAUCCAGUAAAGAAAUCAAAUCAA